Molecule: messenger RNA, 515 nt
Organism: Arvicanthis niloticus (Nile rat)
Lineage: Eukaryota; Metazoa; Chordata; Mammalia; Rodentia; Muridae
Source: RefSeq, a predicted model, not a curated record
UCCUUUCUGAGAUCUGGUGGUGCGUGCUGCGGAGCUCUUUCCAGUCUGCUCCGUCCUGACUCACCGCUGUUCGCUCCUGCUGAGGAACAAGUCGGUCAGGAAGCCGCGCCUUAGCCAUGGCAUUUAAAGAUACCGGAAAGACGCCUGUGGAGCCUGAAGUGGCGAUUCACCGAAUUCGAAUCACGCUCACCAGCCGCAACGUGAAGUCGCUGGAGAAGGUUUGUGCGGACCUGAUAAGAGGUGCGAAGGAAAAGAAUCUAAAAGUGAAAGGACCGGUGCGCAUGCCUACCAAGACAUUGAGAAUCACUACCAGAAAAACACCUUGUGGCGAAGGUUCCAAGACAUGGGAUCGGUUCCAGAUGAGGAUCCACAAGCGGCUCAUUGAUUUACAUAGUCCCUCCGAGAUUGUUAAGCAGAUCACUUCCAUCAGUAUCGAGCCUGGAGUGGAGGUUGAAGUCACCAUUGCAGAUGCCUGACUCAACUGCUGAAAUAAAUUGACUUAAUUGGUAAAAAUC